AUGGACUCUCAGGACGGAAUCACCGUCCGCCCUAUGAGGCUGAAGGUGUUGUAUACCUUCGAUAACGAGAACAAAACCAACUGUCUCGCUCGCUGGCCUCAUGUGCUCGAAAUCCAAACCGCCUAUCUGGAUGAAAGCACCCCAGUCGGAGUAAUUGAGCUGAAGACAUGUAUUCAAGCAAUUGUUUCUGCAAGUCCUGAAUUGGUAGCACAACUCGGAAAAGACUACACAGUGUACGCCUACGACUACUCGGAAUACGAAACCCCCCUCGUGGGUCAAGGAAUGCUCUCAUGGGUCCUAGCUUCUUCUUCGCCGACACCGGAGGCCCCCGCUCACCAGUCCAAAACUAUGGUCACAGGCCGUGUAUGCACAACUCAGCUAGGUCUAUUCUCCAAAGGCGCCGGCGCUCAGGAGACCCUUGAGGUCAAGCUGCGAUUAGUCCCUGUUCCGACCGUCAUGCAAAGCCAAUACCUCGACAGCAUGCAGAAAUACCGUGCGCUCAGCAAUGUGAUCCCACACGACUUUGACGCACAAUCGUGGACCAACUUCGUGCGUCAGAAUCCCUCGCUGAUGGAGGCCGCGCGAAAUCAAUCACAGGACCGAGGAGGCGCUGGGUCUCCAAUGAGUGGAUCUGGAAUUGGGCGGUUUCAUCAGAUUCUCAGUGACGGCGCCACUCCUCGCGAGUUCUCAGGCUAUGAACGGAACGAGUCAGUGCGUUCGGUUUCGCCCUCGCACUCGUAUGGUGCUCCUAGCAGAGUGUCAACCCCUGGAGGAGUCCGGACUGCGACCCAGCAACAACCUCAAUCCAGGCAACCUUUUAACCAAAGCAGCGACAUGAUCAGACCAUCUUCAAGUGCGUCUAUGCGCGACAGUGAUUUCCAGGUGCCCCAGUCUCAUUCCAGGAGGGAUUCGAUCCAAUCUGGCUAUGCCAGUGGGGGGGAGGACAUCGACUCGCAACCGCGGAAGAGGGCCAAGUUGUAUCAAGCAGGUUGGCCUGGAAAGUCCGAUAUGAACAUUGAAAGACAGCCUAGUUCGUUACGGGUAGCAGCUAGCACAGCGGCCUCGGUUCGCAUUCAUCGCCCAACUCCUGUCAAUCCUUCUAUCGCGGCAGAGCAGUCUUUCGUUGAGCCCGUUCGUCCACCAACCCCAAUCAUGCACCCUGGACAUGGAAUGCGCCGCAUGCAGGCCUCGUCCAGCAUGUUGCGGGAGUCAUCUGUUGUCAGCUCAUACGCAUCACCGUACAUGAACAGCGAUGAUAUCGGCACAGACUUCACAGGUCACUCACCUGAGGACUCUCGUUACCAAGGCCUGUUCGAGCCUGCGUUUAACAUGCCUUCAUCACCUCCCGUCAUGAGUACGCGAUUCCCAUCGAAAUCAAGCCCUGUCCUGCCUCCUAUUGCAUUGGAUACCGAUUCUGGCUUCAUGAGCGGUGGUCUAGAUGAUAAUCUGGACGAUGAGCUGGCUACCCCGGUAGAAUCUGCCCAAAGAGCGCAAUCACAUGGCCUCACUGACGGGGGCCAGUCUCAUUUUGUUCGUUCGACAUUGCAGGGCACCUCGCCAGCCAGUGCAACUGGCACGGUAACUGACCAGCCCAAUGAUUUCAUGAUGAUGAGCGAUGCUCCCAUGCAGCAGCAACCUUCAAAACCCCAACAACAGCGUCGUCCAGACUCGGCCGCCGGGUCUCGGCCUAGCUCACGGAAUGGUAUUCGACUGGCACCCAAACCAUUACCACUUUCCACUCUCCCUCAUGGUGAGCCCAUUCACAAUCGUAGCGUUCCUGCUGGCAUCCCCGCCAGUGAUCCUAUUGGACCUACCCAUCCUCCCCUUCAGCAUUCCCAGACCUGGGCCGGGCCAAUGAGUGAUUUCGGUGUUAAUGACAGCCCGGCCUCUGCACCGCCGUCGAAAAAACCUCGUAGCGCUAAGAAGAGGGUCAAGCAGAUCCAACAACGCUUGGAUGAUGCCAUCAAAAGUGGAAAGGUCCCUCCCUUCUGCGAGAACUGUGGCGCUAUCGAAACUCCUACCUGGCGCCGGGCCUGGUCAAAAGAGGUCGUCGGCGGAGAGGAUGUUGCCAAAGAAAUGAUGCAAGACAACAAUGCGUUAUUCUACUUGUCUUUGGAACGUGAUGCCCAAGAUGCAACCACCAAGUUCAAGAUCUACAAGAAGACUCUGCAAAGCUGGGAUAAUGAAUGGACUCAGGUUUUGCUUUGUAACCCUUGUGGUCUGUGGCUCCACAAGUUCAAGACAAUGCGCCCCGAGAACAAGUGGAAUAAGGCUGGUGCAGAUGGUACCAAAAAGCGUCCUGUGAGAAACCGCAGAACUGGUGGUCCACUGUCGCUUCCUUCGACCAGGACUCGCAGCAUGGCCGCAUCAAGCGUGGCUGCGUCCUCUCCAGCCCCUACUGAGGCCUCUUCGGUACAGCCCGAUGAAGAUGCCACUCCCCCUGUGGACAAUAACCAAGAGCCGGAUCAGGAACAGGACGAGGAAGACGAGAACUACCCCAACAAGCGCCGUCGGGCUAACAGUGCUGAGCCCCCACGGUCAGCCGAGAGCUCGCAUACUCGCUGGGAGCAUGAUGAUGCUGUGGAGGCCCUCCGUCGUGCGAUCCAAUCCAGUCCUGCAAGAAAUAUGGCCCGCAAGGCUCCGCCUUUGGAUGAGACAAUUCUCACCCCAAAACCAUUGCGGCGGGCGCUGUUUGCGUCUUCCCACAAUGACAACCCUUUGAAAGAAUUGGACCCUUCCUUGAUGAAUAGUGGUUCCCCGAGGCGCAGCCCGAGGAAUGCUUCGCGUGAGGACAAGGAGGUCCUGGACAAGGAGAAUAUGGAACCUACACCGAAUGAUGACCUUAACGAACUUUUCGAGAGUCCUUCUCAGGAAUUUGACCUGCCUAUCAGCCCAACUCCUCGCCGGCGCCACCCUCGCUUCAAUAUGCAUGAGCGACGGCUGUCGUUGCCUUCCAACUCGCCAACCGCGAACCGGAACAAAGAUGUUGGAUCGGCUACCCCCUCAACUCGUCUCACCGCGGAACGCCUGCAACGUAUCCAGGAAGGCCAAAACCAACGCACAACACCUCGACAAAACCGAACCAAAGGCGGGCCCUCGUUGUUGGAUCAUGAUCUGCACUCUGAGGCAUUCGAGUCUUUUGACGGUAUGAUUCUCGACAUCUUUAAUGACGCUUCUGGGCAGCCUGACUUCUAUCAACUUGGGGGCACAAAGCCUGAUGGGACCUGGCCCGAGUGGCUUCCCACAGACUACACCUCUCCCAAUGGGUCUGAAGAAAAUGGUGAAGCUUCUGAAGACUUUAUUGAUGCCAUUCUUUCCGAUCCCCACGUUCUCAAGCAGAACCUCAACCAAUCUCAGUUCAAUUCAUUCACUUUCCCCGAUUCCCAAGGUCCCGACUCGGGCUUCUACAGUUCUGAUGCUCUGCACACAGACCCCAUGCUGCCCAAGCCUUAG
Molecule: messenger RNA, 3453 nt
Organism: Penicillium odoratum
Lineage: Eukaryota; Fungi; Ascomycota; Eurotiomycetes; Eurotiales; Aspergillaceae
Product: putative GATA transcription factor (Ams2)
Exons: 3
Coding region: 1-3453 (1150 amino acids)
Biological process (GO): rDNA heterochromatin formation; silent mating-type cassette heterochromatin formation; regulation of transcription by RNA polymerase II
Molecular function (GO): sequence-specific DNA binding; zinc ion binding
Source: RefSeq, a predicted model, not a curated record